Messenger RNA from Schizosaccharomyces octosporus yFS286, 3166 nucleotides. Its product is annotated as isoleucine-tRNA ligase. The transcript has a single exon. Gene Ontology annotation, molecular function: ATP binding; aminoacyl-tRNA deacylase activity; tRNA binding. NCBI's taxonomy places the organism in Eukaryota, Fungi, Ascomycota, Schizosaccharomycetes, Schizosaccharomycetales, Schizosaccharomycetaceae. The record is from RefSeq and is a predicted model, not a curated record. Bases 148 to 3036 code for a protein of 962 amino acids. Gene Ontology annotation, biological process: isoleucyl-tRNA aminoacylation. Gene Ontology annotation, cellular component: cytosol.
UUCUUUUUGUUUUAUGUCAACGAAAUUUAUAGCAGCAAGAUUUUCAAGUCCUGUUAAUACUCGUCUUCUACCUCAUUAUUUUGGAUGGAUUCCAUAGCUCUAAACUAAAGUAUCGGAUAUACAUGAUAAUUUGAAAAGAUAUAAUAUAUGAAGGCCUAUAUAGAUCAACGGCUAUUAUCGUCGAGAAUUGGGCUUCGUUUUCUUAGUCAACAAGCGAACGCUAAGAAAUAUUCCAAUUCGCUUUGUUUACCAAAAACAACUUUCCCUAUUCGCAAUGAUGAACGUGAAAAUGAGAAGAAAUAUAUGAAAGAAAUAACCGAUGAUUUAUACAUAUGGCAAAAAAAGAACAUACCAUCUUCAGAAUCCUUCAUUCUCUUAGACGGACCACCGUACGCGAAUGGGAAGUUACACAUCGGCCAUGCAUUGAAUAAGAUUUUGAAAGACAUGGUGAAUAGGUGGAAACUUUUAAAUGGCCGUCAAAUUAGAUACGUUCCCGGAUGGGAUUGUCACGGACUUCCUAUCGAACUGAAAGCGUUGCAGCAGAAUGUACAAGAAGGAUCUCCUUCACAGAUAAGAAAAACUGCUGAAGAUUUUGCGAAAAAUGCCAUGGAUGAUCAAAUGAACCUCUUUCGACGUUUAGGCGUUAUGGCAGACUGGUCGUCUAGAUAUACAACCAUGAGCCACGAGUAUCAAAUUUCAGAAUUGCAAGUGUUCCGAACUUUAGUCGAGAAGGGCAUGAUUUUUCGUCAGUUUAAACCUGUAUAUUGGAGCCCGUCCAGUCGUUCAGCUCUUGCAGAAUCUGAAAUUGAAUAUAAUGAUAGUCAUGUUAGUUCUUCGCUUUAUUUUUCCUUCCCAGUGAAUAAUUUUACUAGCAAUGGGAAAUACUAUGAAAAUGUCAAAGCUUUAGUUUGGACAACUACUCCAUGGACCAUACCCUCCAAUUUGGCACUUGCCUUUCAUCCAAAUGUGAAUUAUGGAAUAUUUUCCAAUGGUGAGCAGAAGUACAUUGUAGCAAAGAACUUGGUGCCUUUCUUAAGUCUUUUAAAAGAUUUUGAAGAGGUUGAAACUUGCACCUGUAAAACUCUUCAAUCACUAACAUAUCAAAAUCCCUUAAUCCCUGGAAAAGUACAUCCAUUUCUUCCUGCUGAGUAUGUAUCAGAUACCACCGGUACUGGUAUUGUGCAUGUCGCUCCGGGUCACGGAAUUGACGAUUAUUUAUUAGGUUUAGAACAUUCUCUGUCUCCCUUUUCUCCUGUAGAUGACAAUGGCGCGUACACAAAAGAUGCUCUAGAUGGAUCCCUAAUUGGCUUGGACGUUUUAAAUGAGGGAGGAAAAAAAGUCCUUGAGCUGAUGAAAGCAAAGGGUAUGGUAGUUCAGCUGACUUCUUAUAAACAUCGUUAUCCAUAUGACUGGCGAAACAGAAAGCCGUUAAUAUUAAGAGCAACCGCUCAGUGGUUUAUUUCUUUAAAAUCUGUAAAGGAUAAAGCAAUUGAAGCUCUUCAAUCUGUUAAGAUGAUUCCUGCAAAUGGAAUGUCACGACUCUCCGGGUUUUUGAAUAGUCGACCUGAAUGGUGUAUUUCAAGACAACGUUCAUGGGGUCUUCCAAUCCCUGUACUUUAUGAGAAGUCAUCUGGAGAACCGCUACUUACGCCCACAAGUAUUUCUUAUAUCAUAAGCAAGAUGGAAGUGAAAGGGGUUGACGCCUGGUUCAAUGAUGAUGAAGAUAUUAAUUGGGUUCCUCCAGAAUUUAGAACUAAAGAAUACGUUCGUGGUAAAGAGACCCUUGAUGUUUGGUUUGAUUCUGGAAGUGGCUUUACUACAGUACCGUUCCGUAAGAAUAAGCCUCUUAUAGACUUGUGUCUUGAGGGUAGUGAUCAACAUAGAGGUUGGUUUCAGUCUCUUAUUUUAAUCUAUCUUGCCGUUUCCGGUUCGAAGAAUUCGCCUUUUAUGUCCUUAUUCACUCAUGGGUUUGUUUUCGACGAGAAAGGCAUGAAACAAUCGAAGUCUUUGGGAAAUGUCACUGAUCCAGAAGACAUUUUAGAUGGAAAUAAUCGUACCUCGAAAAAGCAAUUGUACGGCAUUGACUUGUUAAGACUAUGGGUUGGCAGUUGCGAUAGCACAAACGAUAUAAAUCUCGGUCCCAAUUUAUUAAAUCAAGUCGGAGAGUCAUUGAAAAAGUGGAGGCUUACUUGCAGGUUUUGCUUGGGAAAUUUGUAUGACUUUUCUUUGAAGGACGAGGUUGCCUAUAAUCAACUCCACCGUAUUGAUCAAGUGGCUUUAGCAAAGACCGCAGAAUUUCAAAAUGAAAUUCAAAGUAGUUAUGAAUCACUUACUUUCAAUAAGGCUGUCCAAAGUAUUUUACAAUACAUGAAUAGCUUUCUUUCUUCUACAUAUUUCGAUUCAAUCAAAGAUCGAUUAUACUCAGAUGACCCAAACAGCCUUUCUAGACGAAGUGCUCAAACUACACUAUACAAAAUUCUGCUAACAAUCAUAUGGUCGAUUUCACCUAUUGUACCUCUGUUGUCCCAAGAGGUUUGGAGGAGCUUUCCCAAUACUUUACAGCCUUCCUAUUCAACACCUUUUCAUGCUGGUGCUAGUUUUUUGCUUCAGGGAAUUCAGGAGUCAGUAAGUCUAGAAAAAAGUUUGUUGCUGGAAGAGUACCAAUUAUUGCAAAAAAUCAAGUACUCCUUCAACCUAUUACUACAAGAAGCAAGAAGCCAACAUGGUAUUCGAAGCCCCUUGGAAACAGAGGCUCUCAUAGGUAUCGAACACGAAGGCUUACAGAACGUUCUUAAGAAAUAUGGAAAUGACUUAUCCUUGAUUUUAGGAGCCUCAAAGGUUCAUAUGGAUAGAUCCAAUACUACUGAUGAGUCAAAGAAUUCGUUGUGGGCUUUACAAGAUGUAUUGCAAUGCAAUCUUGGAAAAUUACAAAUAAAGAUUAAGCCUGCGCAAUUAAAAAAAUGCUUGAGGUGUUGGAUGCAUACUGUCUCAGAAGGAGAAGUAUGCCAACGUUGCAACGGCGUACUUUCCUCUUAGAAUAUACGUUUCUUUUAUGAAAAGUAAAUAUUUUUUUUUUAACUUAGACAAAUUUCAAUUUCCCUUAAUCAAUCUUUUUGAUAUCUUUUACUAUUAUAAGUAUUUGUUCAAUUUAGUGAGACUUCAUCUU